Messenger RNA from Poeciliopsis prolifica (blackstripe livebearer), 4086 nucleotides. RefSeq names its product probable E3 ubiquitin-protein ligase DTX3. The transcript has 3 exons. Lineage: Eukaryota; Metazoa; Chordata; Actinopteri; Cyprinodontiformes; Poeciliidae. The record is from RefSeq and is a predicted model, not a curated record. The coding region runs from base 215 to 814 and encodes 199 amino acids. Gene Ontology annotation, biological process: Notch signaling pathway; protein ubiquitination.
CAUAACAUGGGCGGGAGAAAUAAUAAUAAUAAAAAAACGACAUGCAACCAAUCAGAGAUGAGUUGCUUACCACUUCCUGGCACGAGGGCGGCUUGUCAUCCAGUAGACUUGAACUAGACGCCCUUUUCCCUUCGUCACAGCUCAGAAGUAUCCCACCCCCAAGGAGUCAGACCCGGAGAGGAAGCUGCUGAAUGUCUGACUCUCAGUGGAAACCAUGGAAAACCCGGCAAACAACAGCAGCAAGCGCGCCGACAGCACGGGAGACUGCGCCAUCUGCCUGGAGGGGAUUCAGCGGAGGAAAACGCUCAAGUGUCGGCACUCUUUCUGCUCGGAGUGCAUCGACUCAGUUUUCAGACUGAAGCCCGCAUGUCCGAUAUGCAACACUUUCCACGGAGUGUACACGGGGACCCAGCCGCCGGGCACGAUGACGGUGACCCGCAGCUUUGUGAAGCUGCCGGGCUUCGAGAACUGCGGCUCGAUCGUCAUCCAGUACAGCUUCCCAGGGGGGAUACAAGGGGCUGAGCACCCAAAUCCUGGCGUGAGGUACAGCAGCACCUCUCGUACUGCCUACCUGCCAGAUUGUGCAGAGGGUCAGAAGGUCUUGAAGCUGCUCAGGAAAGCAUUCGACCGAAGACUUACUUUUACCGUCGGACGGUCGGCCACCACAGGCCUCAACAAUGUCAUUACCUGGAACGACAUUCACCACAAGACCAGCAUAAAUGGCGGUCCAGAGAGUUUUGGUUAUCCGGAUCCAGCGUACCUGUUCAGGGUUCAAGAGGAGCUUCGUCUUAAAGGUGUAACAGAGGAUGACUGAUUGUUCAAAAACAAUUUUUAGACAGACUUAGUCCUGCUCUCAAUAAAGUUCCCAGUUGCAAAUCUGCACUUUUCAACAGUAAUGUUCGCCACAGAUACUUGAAGAUGUGUUUUUUUUUUUUUUUUUGCGUAUGACCUGGGCUAAAUCGAGGGAGACGUUUAGCUUUUCCAAAGACUUUCUGCUUUAUUCCUGUUAUGUAGCUGAUUGACUUUAAGCCAAUAAGCAAGAUGAGUUUGGUAUUGAUUUUAUUUGUGUAUACAGCAACAUUCACAGUUUUUGCAGUCUUUGUAAAAAAGUGUGGAAAGUAGAAAAACUAAGUUAAUCUUUUGUCACCUUAUUCUGAUCACACAUUGAAAAACAUCCUGUUUACCUCAUUGAGUUCUAAGUGUUUCAAGCGUCACUCAGGAUGUUGUGGAAAAGCGGCUUUCCUGGAACGUACGCCUUGGUGGAAUGGCCUGUAUCCAUUGACUAGGAGAAAUGGACCUGUGUUUAUUUACCUAUUUAUUUAUAACUCCAACAGAAAAAUGUGGGUUAGAUUUUGAACAAUACAAAAAAGUAAAAUUGUCAUUCAAAAAAGCAAAAAUACUCUUACGUGUUGAACAUCAUUUUUAGGUGAAGGUUGAUUUUUUUUUUGUGGCUGAGAUUAAAGAUUAGUUUAUUUAAAGAACUUUUACACAUUUCUUUUUUUUUUCACCGGGGAUGCUAAAAAAAAUUAGAGACUGCUAUGUUUGUAGCAAUUUAUUUGCACUGGAUGGAAACAGAGUAUGAAUGAAAAGUGAUUGUUUUCUAGGAUGUAUGGCAGAGUCAGAUAAAUUAUCCUGUAAAUUAUUUUGUUGACAAUCAGACCUGUUUAUUGAAAAGGCUUAAAAUAUUUAGUAAUUUUUAUUCUUUUCCAGUUUUCUUCUUCAAAAAAAGUGUGAAAGCAUGAAAACGUUUUUGGUGAAAUUAUAUUUGAACAUAACAUUUCCCAUAAAAUAUAUUUAUUUAAAUUUACAUUUUAUUUUUAAAGAGGUGUACCAAAAAUUACUAAAAAUGACUGUGCCUGGCUAAUGACUAUAAAGUAAAUUACAUUGUUUUUUUUUUUUUGUUUUUUUUUUAAGUAGGAUUAAAAAAAUCCUACUUAAAAAACACAAAACCAGAAGUUUGUGUUUUUUAUUUUUGCAGUAAUACACCUUAACUGAUUUUGUGCCUUAUGCAAUAUCAGAUAAGUUUGUGCCUUAAGAACAAUGAGUGAAAUAUGUUUUUUAGUCCCUGACAUCACCUUGCUUGUACACUAGAUGGCGCUGCUCCCCUAGUUAAAGGACUGUUAAAUUUCUGUUCCCAGCUUUCUCUCUCCCCUCAAAGUUUCCGACAUAAUGCGUUUGGGUCAGUUUUCACUGCAACAGUUAGAGAGGAGGUUGCUUUGUCUUUCACUAAAAUAUGAUGUCAUAUUGUGGAGGAAUGUGUACUGCUGUGUGGUGAUGGCUGAAAAGCUGAAAGGGAAGUUGUUCUUUGUUAACUGUGUGAAGACCGACCAAAUCAAUGCUGGACCAAAUAUAUCCUAUUUAAAACUCGCUCCGAAUGUUUUGGUCUUGCAUUACAGUGCAUGGCAUACUGAGAAGAUUUUUCACUUUGCACGUUUAUAUGGAAUAGACCAGUGCAAACUAGCACAUAAUCCUGAAGUGGAAGGACAAUGAUUGAAAGUUUAGAACAUUUUUUCCCCCCACAAAAACAAAUUUGGAUAGAAUAGUAUUGAAACCUCUGAGGCCUUCAAGUCAGCUGGAUUGAUAUAGAAGGUUAAUUUACACAACUAUUGUGUAAACUAUUGUUCCAUAAAUUUGCUAUUCACAACUGUAAGUUUACACAUUUACUAUUGCGUAAAUGCUUUCUGAAGUGACUUCGGAUUUUGUUUGCUUUUAUUUAGGGAUAUCAGAAUGAAUCCAGCCGAAUGAAAAUGCACACCGCACUUUGAAGAUUUUAUUCGGCAUUUUUUCAACCCAUCAUUCAUGAUGCUCUCCUCCCUCACUCUAGUUUGUGUCUGUAAUGUGACAAAAUGUAAAAAAAAAAAGAAAAAAAACGUUCAAAUUUGGAUUUGGUCCAAAAAUAGUCAGGAAGCACAUUUAACUUUUAUUUAGUUUGAAAGCGUGCACACGUGAUGGAACAGAGUCAGAUAGUGGCCUGUUUUCCACUCUGACGUCAGUGUCUGCGGGGCAUUUCUGUGGCCUGUAGGAUCUCAGGGCAUCUGCUAACCUCUAAUCAGAGUAGGACCCAUCUGCCACCCCACCCUGUGUUGCCCCUCUUUCAUCAGUAAAAUUCAUCCACAUGUCCUCAUCCGUCCAUUCAGCAAAUAAAAAACAAAAACAACAAGAGGUUGAUUUGAAUUGUUUGCGUUUUAAAGAGUUCUGCAGCAUUUUGGUUCUCUAAAGUAGAAAGAUCGCCUCAUGAUGCAACUUAAUAAUAAUAAUCCAAAAACCUAAACGCGAAUAGUGAGGCAGGAUUGUGUGUGAUAUAAAGCAGAAUCUAGCGAAAGUAGCUCAAAGUAGAAGCAUGUCUGAAAUUACUUUCGCUUCUUUGAAUCUAACCUACAUUUACACAUGAAAUACUUCAUGUGAAUUUGUCUGGUUUGUUACUAUACGAGGACGUCUCCCUGACAUGAUAUUCUCUGGGGUUAAAGCAAAAAUGCAUUUUGUUUUUGCCAGGAAUUCAAAUUGAGAAAGGUUGAUUUUUCUUGUUUUGCUUUUUAUUUUAUCGGAUGAUUAUAUUAGUGUGAAAUUUUGUCUCGGAUUUUCCUCCAUAUAGUCUUCUGCACGUAAGCUCCUUUCUGCAGAGCAACAUCUUCCAAAUGUAUUCUGUAUCCCCUAUGUUUGUGAAAAACUGCAGAAGGGAUUUUUUUCGGACGUUUUUUCAACUGUUUUGCUGCCUUAACAACCAGAUAUGUGGAGAACAUUAAAAUGUAACAUUAUGUAACAUUAAAAACAAAUUUUCCCUCCUGAGCGGUGGAUCUGCAGGUCCUCCAGAGUUACCAAGGGCCUCUUAAUCAUCUUUUCAUGACCAGAUACUGGAUGGAACAAGGCUCUUUCAGAUGUUCAAAGCAUUGGAUUGUAUUAUAAAAUUACACCUUGCUUCAAAGGUCCACACAGCAGCUUAUGUUGCAUAUUAUUGACACAUAUUAUGUGUUUUUUUAAUAUUGUAUUUUGUUUUUCUGCUUUAAAGCGUUUGCGAGUUAGUCUCUUUGUAAGGAGAAUGUUUUAAUCUCUGUGACUUACACUUGAAUAAAUAAAGACCAUAAUGAC